GGAGUAGCUCUAGAAAUAUAACAGUUUUAUAUCAUAUAUCUUGGGCGUAUGUUUGUGUCAGCAAGAAAGGCACGAUUGAGGUCUUCCACAUCCGAGUUCAGCGGCCAUGAUUCAUUCUAACUCUCUUCAAAAUCAGAUUGUUACAAGGCUGAAACUGGGAAGUGAGGAGUUUCUGCAGAAGGUACUCAACAACAGAAGAUGGACAUUGCCAACUCCUGAAACCAAAAUUCACCAACUAGUACACACACAAGGCCCUAAUUUUCUGUUGAACACCCACCCACCUUUCGGUGAUGCCAACCCUCUGAGUAAAGAAAGGAACUAUUUUUAUGUCGUUCGGGAUGAUUUGUUGCACCCACUUGUUAAUGGCAACAAAGCAAGAAAACUUGAUGGAUUACUUCCUGUCCUUCAACGUUAUUCUGUCACUGAUGUGGUUACAUGUGGAGGUUGUCAGAGUGCUCACACAGCUGCUGUUGCGGUUCUGUGUGCUGAGAGAGGAAUUGUGUCACAUCUGCUUCUACGAGGAGAGCAGCCUGAAAUUUUGACUGGCUAUAACUUGAUAUCUUCUAUGUAUGGGAAUGUUACAUAUGUUCCAAGAACUAUUUAUGCGAAUAGGGAAGAGAUGCUAAAGAGCUAUGCUGAGUCAGUGGCUGGUAACAAUGGUUCUGUCCUAUGGCUUGGUGAUAUCAUUGAACCUUCUUCGGCAACUGAAUUGUCUACUUCUCCAAAUUUCAUGCAAAUGGAUGUGAGUAGAAGUGAGGGGAACCAUCGACGAAAUAUUUUAGUCGUCAAAGAAGGUGCUGGUGAUUCUGUUGCUCUACUAGGUGUUAUUCGCUUAGUGGAAUACUUGUCACAUAAUCAUUUACUUGGAAAAGAAAGGCCCAUGAAAUUUGUUGUAGAUGCUGGUACUGGCACAACGGCUAUUGGUUUAGGACUUGCAGCUCAUUGUUUACGGCUCCCAUGGGAGGUAUAUGCUGUCAUGCUGGCUGACAAAAUUGAAGGAUACAGAAAACAGGAGGUGCAUUUGAUUUCUGAAUUUAAGAAGCAUUUUAACAUUGAGUUUAUUGACGAAAUUGUAAAUAGAAAAGAUGCUGGGAUUGUGAAUUGGGUGGAACGUGGUCGUCCAAGAAAGUUUGGUAAUGUUUUGGAGGGAGAAGUGGAAAGGUGUCAACAAAUUGCCCAACAAACUGGAAUUUUGGUGGAUCCUGUGUAUACAUUAGCUGCUUGGGAAACAGCAAUGCUUCUCUCCAGUAACGAUGCUGAAGAACCAGAAGUGGCGUUGCUUCACACUGGAGGCACGUUGGGUAUGUUUGGACUGGCACAGAGGUACAAAAAUUAUUUUGGCAUGCUGAAAAAAGGGGUGUUCUAAUUUAGAUGACAGGUUGAGAUGCUUUAUUUUAGCACAGAGCUACUCUAUUUCAUUUUCAGAAAAAAUGUAUUAAAAAAGUGUGGUUAAUUUU
Messenger RNA from Vigna angularis (adzuki bean), 1457 nucleotides. RefSeq names its product D-cysteine desulfhydrase 2, mitochondrial. The transcript is spliced from 7 exons. The coding region runs from base 107 to 1366 and encodes 419 amino acids. Gene Ontology annotation, molecular function: D-cysteine desulfhydrase activity. The record is from RefSeq and is a predicted model, not a curated record. NCBI's taxonomy places the organism in Eukaryota, Viridiplantae, Streptophyta, Magnoliopsida, Fabales, Fabaceae.